Molecule: messenger RNA, 543 nt
Organism: Iphiclides podalirius (scarce swallowtail)
Lineage: Eukaryota; Metazoa; Arthropoda; Insecta; Lepidoptera; Papilionidae
Source: the annotation of a GenBank genome assembly
AUGGCGCGCGGACGUGUCGCUGUGGUAAUUUUAAUAGCGCUAUCGUUUACGAUAAUCGAGUGCAAAGUUUACACCAGAUGUCAGUUAACACGUGAACUGUUACGGAACGGUUUCCCAAGGACGUUCCUCAGCAAUUGGGUUUGCCUUAUAGAGCAAGAGAGCGAUAGAAAUACAUCGGCUUACCAUGCUAAAACUACCAGGAGGAAGUUCUACGGAUUAUUCCAGAUCGGAAGUGAAUAUUGCAAAGAAGGUCGCAAAGGAGGCAAGUGCGACAUUUCGUGUGAAGCUCUUUUAGAUGAAGAUAUAAGAGACGACGGUGUAUGCGCUUUAAAGGUGUUUGAACAGGAGGGUUUCAAAUACUGGGCGCGCUGGGAGGCCAGGUGUAAAGGGCAAUCGCUUCCUGAUAUCGAAAAAUGCCCCGAUUGGCAGUAUCCCUCGAAUCGCGUAUCACCGCCAAGAGAUAAGAGGACACUGCGAGGUCGCAGGUCAGCAUUAAGAAGAAAACGUUCAAGCAGAAAGUUAUACAAGCAGAACAGUAUUUUU